Messenger RNA from Prunus avium (sweet cherry), 1679 nucleotides. Lineage: Eukaryota; Viridiplantae; Streptophyta; Magnoliopsida; Rosales; Rosaceae. The record is from RefSeq and is a predicted model, not a curated record.
AUAGAAGAUACCUUGCCAUAACAUCCCCUAAACCUAACCACAAUCUCCUCCUCCUUCAUCCUCUUCUCUUUUUAAUUUCUGCCAAACACCUCCUAAACCCAAAUUCCGAUCACCAAUCAAAACCAUGGCUGACACCAAACCCCAGGGCUUUGUUUUCCCCACCAACAACACCACCUCCAAGAAGAGAGCAGAGCACGAUGACAUGGACAACGACGACUAUGUGGCCGCCAAAAAGUCCAUGUUGUUGUCCUCGGCUGCCGCCGCGGCCUGGGAAGACCCGGCCGCCGCAUUAGCCAGCGCUCGCCAUGAGUUUGGAGAGCACGGUGGUGUCAACAUGUCCAUUGAGGCUUCCGCCACUUUCACCGUGAUGGAGCCAGAGACACUCCGCAAAAUGUUCUCCGGCGAGCUCGGCGCCGACCGGGACUUCUUCAUCUACAGCCGUCACUUCAAUCCGACAGUGCUCAACCUCAGCCGUCAGAUGGCCGCCCUGGAAGGGACCGAGGCCGCCUACUGCACGUCCUCCGGGAUGUCCGCCAUAUCCUCCGUCCUGCUCCAGCUCGUCAGCAGCGGGGACCACAUCGUCGCCUCCAGGACCCUCUACGGUGGGACCCACGCCCUCCUGACCCACUUCUUCCCCAGGGCCUGCAACAUAACGACGACGUUUGUGGACAUACACGACAUGGACAUGGUGAGGAAUGCGAUCGAGGUUGGGAAGACCAAGGUUCUGUAUUUUGAGGGCAUGUCUAACCCGACUCUGACGGUGGCCAACAUACCAGAGCUGAGCAGAAUUGGGCACGAGAAGGGUGUCACGGUUGUCGUCGACAACACCUUCUCUCCCAUGGUUCUCUCUCCUGUGAAGCUCGGAGCUGACGUGGUUGUCCACAGCAUUUCCAAGUUUGUUAGCGGCGGUGCUGAUAUCAUCGCAGGUGUGGUGUGUGGGCCAGCAAGCCUGGUGAACUCCAUGAUGGAUCUGCACCAAGGGUCCCUGAUGCUACUUGGGCCCACAAUGAAUGCCAAGGUGGCAUUUGAGCUGGCUGAGAGAAUCCCCCAUCUGGGCCUGAGGAUGAAGGAGCACUGCAACAGGGCCAUGGUAUAUGCAACGAGGAUGAAGAAGAUGGGCCUGAAAGUAAUUUACCCAGGGCUUGAAGACCACCCACAGCAUGAGCUGCUCAAGUCUAUGGCAAACAAAGACUAUGGGUUUGGUGGGCUUCUGUGCCUGGAUAUGGGCACAGAGGAGAAGGCCAACAGGCUCAUGAACCUGCUGCAAAACUGCACCCAGUUUGGGUUCAUGGCUGUGAGCCUGGGCUACUAUGAAACCCUAAUGUCCUGCUCUGGAAGCAGCACCAGCAGUGAGAUGAAUCCUGAGGAGAAGGCUCUGGCUGGGAUCUCUCCUGGGUUGGUGAGGAUGUCAAUUGGGUACAUUGGGACAUUGGAGCAGAGGUGGAGCCAGUUUGAGAAGGCAAUCUCUAGAAUGCAGGAUUCUGGGUUGUUGAAUAAGAAGUGAAGAAAAAUGUGUAUUUUGUCAAGUUUUUUUUUUUUCUUUUUCCCUUGGGUCUAUGAAUAAGUAAGUGUCUUAGGGCAGAGAUGUGCUUGGUGUCUCGCUCUUGUAAAAAUAGUUGUCCCCUUUGCUCAAUUUCGUACCAUGAAUCCUAAUUAUGCUUUGGGUAGCUCUAAUGUUC